Messenger RNA from Erigeron canadensis, 846 nucleotides. RefSeq names its product acyl-coenzyme A thioesterase 13. Gene Ontology annotation, molecular function: fatty acyl-CoA hydrolase activity. The coding region runs from base 186 to 653 and encodes 155 amino acids. NCBI's taxonomy places the organism in Eukaryota, Viridiplantae, Streptophyta, Magnoliopsida, Asterales, Asteraceae. The transcript has 3 exons. The record is from RefSeq and is a predicted model, not a curated record.
AAAAAAGUCUUGGUUCAUGGACCAAGCAGUCAACAACAGCGGGCACUGAGUUCAUCCACCUAACUGUAAUCUUCUAAUCUAAAUAGAGCCCCAAUUGAAGGUUUUUAUUUAUUUAACACAAAACCACAGAAACUUGGAUCACACAAAAGAUCCGAAAAGAAACACACAAAUAGAGACAAAGAAGGAUGGAUUUCGAAAGUGUGAAAAAUUACCUGGAGAAACCAAGUUCAGGGGUAUCAUCAAGUGAAAUAGAUUCGAUGCCUUUUAGGUUCUUCGAACCCAUGAUCAUGUCCGGUCUCAAAGUUGAAUCCAUCGAACGUGGCCGUGUUCUCUGUUCCAUGAUAGUCCCUCGUCGUUUAUUGAACGUGGCGAAUUCGUUGCACGGUGGAGCGACUGCGGCUUUGGUGGAUGUGGUGGGAUCAUCUGUUAUAUUGACUAUGCCUAAUGCCAAAACAACUGGUGUUUCGGUUGAGAUUAAUGUUUCUUACCUGGAUGCUGCUUUUGUUGGUGACGAGAUUGAGAUAGAGGCAAAAACAUUGCGUGUUGGGAAGGCUAUUGCUGUUGUGACCGUUGAAUUAAGGAACAAAAAGACUGGAAAAACAAUUGCACAAGGACGCCAUACCAAGUACCUUGCCGUAUCAAGUAAAUUAUGAAUUAUGAACAUCAUGUAUGUUCUCAUAUAGAAAAAGUCCCUCUAUUAUUGGCAUAUCUGAGUACGUGUAAACUAAAUGGUAUUUUUCAUGUCAUCACUUGACAGGAAUAAACGAUAAAUUGUAUGCAACUUUUCAGAUUGUUGAUGUAAUUGUUAAUGAUAGUAUGAUAUAUAGCUGUAAUUGCUUACUAAAA